CUUUCAUCUAAGGUACCGAUCUUACCAGCAUAUCUCUGACAUGGGCGGACUAUAACCGGUAGAAUCACGUAAAACUCAUGAUUCAAUUCUGCGCAUUCUUUGUAAAUUCCUUUCAAGGAAAGAGGUCCCAAAGACGCGUCUGACCUUGCGAUACACACUCAAAACCCCACAUUCAAGCCAGAACAAUAACAGUAGCCAAGAAUCGCGCCAAACACUCAAAGCAGAAAGAUAUCAGGCACUGAGCAAAUACUGCAGUGAUCGCAAGGAUGGCGCGCCUGAGUGCUCAAGGCGUUGCGUCUACGGAGGUUCAGCAAUCUCCAACGCAGUCGCUCAAUACCACCUCUGAAAACGCCAACGAUGGAACAGUUCCGCCCUUCUUCAACACGACUUUCUCUACUCAUCGUGUUUCCCCUAUGCACAUUGGAAAAUCACGUCUCACCAAUCAACGGCUCCAAGUCAUCGCCAGCCGCCUUCGUGAUACCCUCGUCGGUGAUGUAGUUCGUGGCAUUCAACUCAGGUUGGAGGCAGCAGAUACAUCUCUCGGCCAAGUCGGUGCUCUUAAUGGUGUCCGAAUCGAGUGGUUUCAUGCGAGUACAUUUUUGGGUGAAGACGCUCCUGAUUUCGACCUCGAAGCUCCACGCGGCGAUCAGAGCGACCUCCCGGACGACCAGAAACAAGGGCUCUGGAUAAGCAUAGAGCAUGAGAAUGCUGCUUAUGCUGCGAUUCUUCUACCUGGACUAUCAGACUCUUCAGAGUCGCGGCAGAUGAAUGAUAAAAAUUGGCUUGCUGCUUCAUUCGACUGCCGCGUCAGUCGGGUAACGAUGGGAACGAAGACUAUCCUUGGAGUAUGGGAAAGCUGGGUCGCAAACGAAGGGCUCAACGACCGAGGCAUUGACUUUACCAUAACACUUGCAUUCAACAUGUCUCUUCAGACCAGCGAGGGCCUAACAGCUAUCGACAAAACCCAAACUCAAGAGGAAGCCUUGGCUAACCCAGGGCUUCGAUCUGUUGAUAUCACCAUAUCUGCACAAGACCUUCGUCGCUUUGUGCGCGCUGGUGAAAAGAGCCAUAUCCCAGGUGAUGCUUCUUGGCAAGGAGACGCCCGUGAACGCCGUAGGCUUGCCGGGGGGAACACAGACGAUGGCUGGGCUUGGCGUACAAAGGGACCUGCUGAAGCAUCCCCCUUCACCGAAGCCUUGGGGCUCUAUCUACAUCACCAUCUUGCACUGAAUCUUUUUCAUCCCAGCGUACAUGUUACUCAGAUCUCCUGCGCUGGGUUUGUGCUCGGUCAGAGUCGCCUAAAGAUCAUAAUGCCUGGUGAGAUCAGUCAGAGCCUCUCCCGCGCUGCGUGGUCCUUCGUGGCUCAACUUGGGCAAAGAGUUCAGGGCGAGCAGCUGCCGCAGGUAUUUGUCAAUCAACCUGGAGUUUGAGCCAGCGCGUUGGCUCGGUUUACCUACAUCUACCUGGCACCUUCGGUUCGUGAAUGCCGGUGCGCCAGGAACCAGAUUUUAGUGCAGGGCCGUUCUGUGCAUUUCUUUGUUCGAAAUCAUCCUCGACAGGGUAUCUUUUCUGACUGCCCAUCAUGAUCAGGCUGAAGGGGCAGUCCGAAGAG
This is a messenger RNA of Fusarium redolens, 1612 nucleotides long. Its product is annotated as kinetochore complex Sim4 subunit Fta1-domain-containing protein. NCBI's taxonomy places the organism in Eukaryota, Fungi, Ascomycota, Sordariomycetes, Hypocreales, Nectriaceae. Bases 267 to 1430 code for a protein of 387 amino acids. The transcript has 2 exons. The record is from RefSeq and is a predicted model, not a curated record.